This is a messenger RNA of Lolium perenne, 682 nucleotides long. RefSeq names its product cyclin-B1-2. NCBI's taxonomy places the organism in Eukaryota, Viridiplantae, Streptophyta, Magnoliopsida, Poales, Poaceae. Gene Ontology annotation, cellular component: cytoplasm; nucleus. Gene Ontology annotation, biological process: proteasome assembly. The record is from RefSeq and is a predicted model, not a curated record.
GCAAGAGCCAGUACCGCAAGCCCCACCCUUUCUUCUUCACAAAGUAAGAAAUCCGAACAGAGGAAAAAGCGGCGAUGGCGAACGGCGGGAUGGCGAAGAAGGGGUUCGGCGAGAGCCACGACGUGCUCCGCUUCGGCGUCAACGACAGCGUCAGGGGCGACCUCGCGCCGCCGCACCCGCUCCAGGCCACCAUCCAAUCGGAGAGCAAGUUCUGGGACGACAAGAAGAAGUUCGGGACGGAGUCCAUCUACGGAUCCGCCUUCAACAUCCGCAAGGAUCUCGACGCCCAAAUCCUCUCCAGGUUCCAAAGGCCCCCAGGUGCAUUACCAUCAUCUUUGCUAGGAUAUGAGGCAAUGACAGGUUCCUUGGAUGAUUUCGGAUUUGAAGAUUAUCUUAACAUGCCCCAAGACUCUGAUAGCCUCCGUAUACCGGACAUGCACCAUGGGAUGGAGGUUCGCCUUGGCCUGUCGAAGGGACCUGUCUGCCCUAGUUUCAAUUGAUUUCACCCAUGUAUGUGAUACGUUGUGCUCCUUGUCCAUCAUCUGUACUGGUCGUUAAUAAUGCGUUCUUGAUUUCCUUCUUUCAUAAUGCGCUCCGUUGAACAGAUGAAUCAACCCGUGUACAAUUAGGUGAAUGUAUCUCAUUGUCAUCUUGGCCCGAUAUAGUUCUGAUGUUUGUUGUC